AUGUCUUGCACAGAAAGAGAUAGGAUCCGGCUGCAUAGGAUGGUGAACAAUCCGUACCUGGCGGACGUUAAAUUUCUAGUGGGCAGCAAAAGGAAGCGCAUCUACGCCCAUCGUACGCUGUUAUCCUGUUCGAGUGAAGUGUUCAAAGCGAUGUUCGGCAAUAAGCGAUUUCUGCAGAUUCAUAAAAAUUAUCCACUGAUUGUCGUAUCGGACGUGGAACCGGACAUCUUCCUGGACGUGUUGUACUACAUAUACUGUGAUGUGUGUGAUAUUAGCAAACAGAACGUGACAUCGUUGUUCAACGCCGCGACGAAGUACCUGCUAUACGAACUGCAGUCGAGGUGUGUGAAAUUUAUGAUCGCGAAUAUGGAAGUAAGUGAAUGGAUCCAGAUAUUCUUCAACGAGUCGCGUAACCGAAGGCUACUAGAAGUUUGCGAAGACCAACUUGUGAAACGGGCAGUAGAAGUGUUUGAACAUCAUUCGUUCCUUCAGUUAACGAGUUCGCAAGUAAAGGAAAUUAUGCAUCUUAAAGGACUCGAGUGUACGGAUCGACGUCUGCUGGAAGGGCUCGAUCGUUGGAUAGAGCAUCAACCAGAAUCGCAGCGGAGUGAAAUUGAUUCUUUGCGAUUGGAUUUAUCUAGGAAAAUCGAGUCUUACAACAACGUCCACGUUCGACCAUCAGAGGAAGAUCUACAGCCUCACCUUUCCGGAGUGAUCAUGGCGUCGCGCAAUUCCAUCCUCUACGGAAUGGGGAUCUACACUGGAAUCGACUGUGCGGAAAUUGAAGAAGCGGAAGUUUCCCUGCUAAUCGAGAUCGGUUGCUGCGAGAAGGACACCAUCAGGAAGUCAAUUCAGCUGAGAAUACCCGAGAGGGAAACACGGAUCACGGAGUGCUUCUUUAACCGGUUACGACUAGCGGAAGGUGAUAUGAUCAAAGUGAAGGUUCACAUAGUGGGAAUGCCGUCGAAGUUGCGCAAAGCUUGGUGCGCUGACAGCCGUGAUAGGACGUUUAUCGUUAACAAAGAUGAGCUGAAGAUAGUUAGUAGUGAUAAUGCACGUUUUGUAACACCCGUCGCUUAUUUGAUAUAUGAUCCAGUAGAACAGUGAAUGAAUAUAAAGUUUAAUAAAUUAUUGUUGUUGAAAAGAAAACUAGC
Molecule: messenger RNA, 1154 nt
Organism: Aedes albopictus (Asian tiger mosquito)
Lineage: Eukaryota; Metazoa; Arthropoda; Insecta; Diptera; Culicidae
Product: BTB/POZ domain-containing protein 3-like
Exons: 1
Coding region: 1-1107 (368 amino acids)
Biological process (GO): neurogenesis
Cellular component (GO): cytosol
Molecular function (GO): protein binding
Source: RefSeq, a predicted model, not a curated record